CGACUUUUAUGUUCUACUUUCGUUUUGUCUCCAAGCAUGCUGAAGAUUUUAUGCAUCCAUGGAUACAGACAGAAUGACCAGAGUUUCAGAGAAAGAACUGGGGCAUUAAGAAAGGUUCUCAAGAAAUAUGCAGAUCUAGUUUUUAUAUCAGCUCCUAAUCAAGUGCCACCAUUAGAGGGUGCUGAGGAAGAAAAUGGAGCCACAAACAAUGCCGAUCAGCGAGGGUGGUGGUUCUCGGCUCCAGAUGACAGCUACAUGGCCCAGGACUACACAGAAUGUUGUAAGGGGUAUGAUGAGUCAGUGGAAGUCAUCAAAAAAGCCCUCAUAGAACAGGGCCCCUUUGAUGGUAUUCUAGCAUUCAGUCAGGGAGCGACCAUGGUAUCACUGAUCUGUGGCCUCAAAGAACAAGAGCCAGAUGGUCCGUAUCAAUUUGACUUUGUGAUACUUGUGGCAGGAUUCAAAAGUCGCCAGAAGCAACACGACAGUUUAUACCUCAAACCCAUAACCACUCCAUCCCUGCAUGUGUUUGGAGAUACAGACAAGGUCAUUCCCAAAGAGAUGAGCGAGGAUUUGUUGCAGUAUUUCGUGGAGCCCAAGGUUCUAGAGCAUGCCGGUGGUCACUUUAUCCCCGUAUCAGGACCACAGAAAAAGGCCUACAUAGAAUUCCUACAACCAUUCAUUGAUAAAAAGAAGGAGCAAGAGACUAAAUAACUGAGGAUUUCUAAGUCUUGUGAUUUUGUCAUUUCUCGUGUAUCUGUGUAUGUUUGAUUGUAUUUAUUUUUUUAAAUGUCUGUUACACGUCAGUGAUAAUGGCAUAAAUAAGUGAGAAAAAAUAUAA
Magallana angulata is the source of this 838-nucleotide messenger RNA. RefSeq names its product esterase OVCA2-like. Gene Ontology annotation, cellular component: nucleus; cytoplasm. The coding region runs from base 37 to 711 and encodes 224 amino acids. Gene Ontology annotation, biological process: response to retinoic acid. The transcript has 8 exons. The record is from RefSeq and is a predicted model, not a curated record. Lineage: Eukaryota; Metazoa; Mollusca; Bivalvia; Ostreida; Ostreidae.